CUCAUUUGCCUGACACCACACCUCUGUGACAACAACUCAACAUCGUCUGAGACCAUACACAUGAACUAAGCUUAUAUUCUCACUUUACAGACUGCAAGCAUUUCGCCCCUGUAGGGUAAAAAGCGACAGCUCUCUGAUUCCUAGAUAUCUGUUGCCCCAACUGGCCGCAAUGCUACCUUCCGCAGCAGCCUCCUUUCGUCCGCCGAAUCACUCAUCGGCCAUCGCUCAACAACAGUCAUCGGCCUUGGCAGCGCGUAUAGCUUCUAAGAAGGCCGAGCUAGAGAAUCUAAGGCAGUUGCGAGACAUGAGCGGUGCACUGGCAGAACAGAUGCAAGCCUUGGAAAUCAAAAUUGCAACUCUCAGAGAUGGAACUGAAGCCGUCGCCUGUGUUCUUGCAAACUGGGACAAUGUACUGAGGGCGAUUAGUAUGGCCUCGGUGAACCCCGUUACCCCUCGUUCCGCAAGCAAGAGCGAUCUCAACAACCCACAAUUACCCGCAACCCUCAUAAGAGUGCCAGCUGAGUCUCAUGAUGCAUCAGGGGACCGGUAAUAAUCAUUGGUAGGCAUGGCAUAAGCCAGCUUUCCAGGAUUAUCAGAUCAAGUAUGGGUUGCUGUAA
Molecule: messenger RNA, 617 nt
Organism: Aspergillus japonicus CBS 114.51
Lineage: Eukaryota; Fungi; Ascomycota; Eurotiomycetes; Eurotiales; Aspergillaceae
Product: DASH complex subunit DAD2
Exons: 3
Coding region: 170-550 (126 amino acids)
Biological process (GO): mitotic cell cycle; attachment of spindle microtubules to kinetochore
Cellular component (GO): DASH complex; mitotic spindle midzone; mitotic spindle
Source: RefSeq, a predicted model, not a curated record